Molecule: messenger RNA, 1617 nt
Organism: Medicago truncatula (barrel medic)
Lineage: Eukaryota; Viridiplantae; Streptophyta; Magnoliopsida; Fabales; Fabaceae
Product: spermidine coumaroyl-CoA acyltransferase
Exons: 2
Coding region: 72-1478 (468 amino acids)
Source: RefSeq, a predicted model, not a curated record
AUUUCCCAUCUUUCAAAAGCAUAACAAAUCCAUAUCCCACCUGCCACUGAAUUUUUUACCAAUCCUUUUCCAUGGAAUAUGAGAAAGCACCCCUAAAGAUUGAAAAGGAAGAUGUUUUGCUUGUAAAACCAUCAAAAUCCACUCCAUCUUGUAUUCUUUCUCUGUCAACACUUGACAAUAAAGGUGCCAAUAAUAACAUUGUCCAGACAGUUCAUGUAUACCGAUCAUCAUCAGCAAUUCAUGACUAUGAUUCCAGUUUCAACCCUUGUCAUAUAUUCAAAGAAGCGUUGUCCAAGGCUUUGUUUUAUUAUUAUCCUCUAGCAGGUAGACUGGUGAGACAUGCCGAUGGAAAAUUUAGAGUCAAGAUCAAUAUCGACAGUGCAGAAUUUGGCGUUCCGUUCUUGGAAGCAACUGCUAACUGCACACUUUCUUCCCUUCAUUACCUGGACAAUACUAACACUGAAAUUGCAAAACAUUUGGUGCUUGAUUUUCCUACUCCUCAGGAUAAAAAUUACCCUUUGGUGUUAAUGGUGACAAAAUUUCUCUGUGGUGGUUUCACAAUUGGAAUGGGGAUGUCACAUGCUAUUUGUGACGGAUUUGGUGCAUCACAAUUCUUCAAAGCAGUUGUUGAACUUGCAAGAGGAAGAACUGAGCCAUCUGUGAAACCUGUGUGGGAAAGAGAAACACAAGUUGGAUCAAUAGCUAUACAACCUUUUCCACAAUGUCCCAUGGACAGAAAAUCUGUUGCAUUUUCACCCUUUGUGAAUCAAACUAAUACUACAAUUAUUAAGCAAUAUUCUUUUAAAGUAGAGGGCGAAACGAUAACAAGACUUAAGUUGAGUUUGAUGAAUAAAAGUGAAAAAAUAGGGUUUACAACUUUUGAAGUUCUUGCAGGUUAUGUGUGGAGGUCAAGAGCAAGAGCCUUAAAGCUUAGCAGCAAUGAUAAAACAAUGCUGAAUAUGUUAGUUGGUAUGAGACGUAACUUGAUGGAUUUUGAUACUUUACCGAAAGGGUAUUACGGGAAUUCUACCAUGGAUGCAAAAGUUGUUUUAAAAGUGAGUGAGCUCGAUGAAAUGCCACUCUAUGAAAUUGUUAAGCUGAUUAAAGAGACUAAAAAUAUUUCUUUCACCACUGAUUAUGUUACUAAUUCAAUCAACUCUGUGGAGACAAAUCAAGAGGAGGAUUUCAGCAUGGAAUUGGAAGCAAGUGGUGCAGUAACAGUUUUGACAGAGUGGAAGCAUUUGGGUUUUCAUGAAAAUAUAGAUUUUGGAGGCUAUGAAGUUGUGAAUUUAGUACCAGCACCGUGCAAGAUGCUUGCUACCGUUGAUGCGUGCAUUUUCUCGUCUCCUAAUAAACUUGAUGAUCAUGAUCCAUCAAUGGAUGGAGGAGUUAGGAUUUUCACAUCACUCCCUGUUGAUGCCAUGCCUAAGUUCAAGGACGAAAUUGAAGCUUUAAGGUUUCUUUACUCGAAGUUGUAGGUGAUCCACACUAUAACAUUGUAAUCACUUUGUCAUGAUUAUGUAUUUUGUUUUAUUACUACUAUAAAUUAUUUCUAAAUAAUUGUACAACUGUGCCAUUUUAUUAUAUGUAAAUGUCAUAUGGAUGAUUUUGUUUGUA